GUGGUACCAUUGUCUUCUCGGACUUCGUGGGAUCAACACACUUAUCUCUCCUGUAGGAUUCCAGCAAGAUGCAUUCAGUGGUGCUGAUCGUUUUAUUGGCUGUGGUGCAGUUUCUUGGACUUGAUGCUGUGUAUGUAGAUAUUAGGGAAUACAGGGGAUAUAUACAGCGAAGGCAUAACAACUACAGGUCUCAGGAAGGUGCUGCGGACAUGAAGUACAUGUCAUACGACCUAUCACUGGAGCGAGCCGCUCAAAGAUGGGCUGACAGGUGCGUGUUUGAACAUCAGAUGCGAGGAUAUGGGGAGAAUCUCGCGUUUCUCUCAAGCACUGGACCCACUCCAUUCCGCGGCUAUGUUAUCGACGAAUCCAUCCGACAGUGGUAUAACGAGCGCCCUCUAUAUAGGUUCGGCAGCGCCUCUUGUGGAGCAGCUUGCCAUUACACCCAGAUGGUUUGGGCUCAGACUUCCAGGCUUGGUUGUGCCAUGAGUUACUGUAACGCACUAUCCGACGGUAGAGGGCGCGUAUAUCGUAACGCUCAGUACUUCGUCUGCUUCUAUUCACCUCAGGGUAACUACAUCGGACAGCCCCCUUUCACCCCUGGUCCUGCGUGUUCGAGAUGCCCACCAGGAAACAGCUGUUUUCAGGGUCUUUGCUACGGUCCUGAUUUCAGAGGAAGAAGAAGGAGGAGUGUCGCAGCAACUUAUAAAUCCACCAUGACAAAAUCAGACGUCUGACAAUCCUAAACAUGCAUGUGAUAUCAGGUCUCAGAAGGAUUUUGCUGCUGAAUAAACAAUUUAUAUAUAAAGUAUCUGAAAUAAACGCUUUACAGUUCGUGUUAUACGUAUACCCAGUGUCUUUUCAUGAGAUAUACAGAAGCAUAAACAUUGUAUUUCGUUG
This is a messenger RNA of Saccostrea cuccullata (small rock oyster), 897 nucleotides long. RefSeq names its product cysteine-rich secretory protein LCCL domain-containing 2-like. Lineage: Eukaryota; Metazoa; Mollusca; Bivalvia; Ostreida; Ostreidae. The record is from RefSeq and is a predicted model, not a curated record. The transcript has 6 exons. The coding region runs from base 69 to 734 and encodes 221 amino acids.